AAUACUAUACUUAGAUGGAAAAAAAUAUGUGAAACAAAACCUUAGGUAGAAGUUCUCACGCAUCUUACAAAUUUUGGAGUUCUCAAAUGAUUAAGCCCUUAUAUAUAUUUAGUUAAUGUGCCGUCAUAUUUGCCAAUGGAGGGAUGGAUGUGUGUUGAUUUAAUUGGCAUAUUGGAGAAUGGAUACUGAUCCACAUACACACAUUCAAAUUACUCUCUUCUUGCCUCCACUUUUCUUGUUUGGGGAGGGUUAUACUAAUACACUUUCAUCUGGUGUUGCAGUUUUUCUAUUGAUUAUUUCACUGACAUGUAAUCAAACAUAUAUGCAUAAACUUAUAUCUAACAUUGAAUCUUGCUAUGCUGGGAAUCUUCUGAACUACAUAUACAAAUAUAUGCAUUCAAGAAUCAGAUAGAGGUGGUCAGCAUGCUGUAAUUAGAUAAAUAAAUAUAAUCUUGUUAUCAUCUAUGAUUUUUGUUGGAUCAGGCAUGCUCGGUUCUUUGUUCUUCUUUUUGAUCAUAUAAUCAAAUAAGUGCUUAAAAUUAGAAACGAGCGAGGGUUAUUUUUAUCCGUCUCCAUUUGAGAACAUUAAUAAGCACCCUUCUGUUCUUGCUCUUCUUAUGAAGGUAUUUUUGGUCAAUUCUGAAUAUAUUUGCCAUGUCUAUUAUUUUUCUUUCCGGGAAGCCAUUCGGGAGGAUCUUGUUGUUUUGGUGGUGAGGUUGUAGGAUUUUGUUGAACCAUUUGAGAUGUUCUUGUGUGUUACUGUUUCCUCAUAUUAGUGGUGGUACUUGUUACAUGCCAACUUCUUUGCAUGUUGGUAGUUUUGGUCACGUAGAAUGUAGCCGGUAUACGUUUCGAGCUGCAUGACAAUUUCGCAGCAACCUUGAAGUGGGAAAAUUUAACAGAGGGUUUGGGCCUGUUCUGUUUUGGUUCAAUGAUACACACAUGUAUCAUGGGGUUCUGUUUGUUGCUGUUAUUCUUUGUACUUUUGAGAUUGCAAGGGGGCAGUGUAUAUGGUUUGCAGGUUGAAUGACUUUCAUUUCUUUGUACACUCAAGAUUCUGAUUAGUUUAAUUUCUCUCUUUUACCUACAAUUUUCUCUAUAAGGUUUUUGUUCUCUGUGUUUAUUUUUGUUUAUUUCUGCGUUUGUUAUAGGGAAGUGAGUUUCCUUAUGCUAUUCUGAUACCAGGAUUGCAUGACUCUAGAUUUCUGUUCAAUUAGUAUCACCACUUUCUUAUGUCUAAUAUCCAAGAGAAACAUGAAUGUCGUUUGUUCAGGGUUUGAUGGAUAAUGCCCCUGUUAGCAUUGACGUGAGUUAUGACUAAGGCUACUCUUGAUGGUUUCUUUUGUUUUUUUAUUUAGGAAUUUUUUUGCAUUAGGCAAGAGAAGCGAACAAUGUGGGAUAUAUGCCCCUCUAAGAGUGGCUUACAUACUUGCAAGCAAGUAUAAUAGGGAAAGGGAAGGAGGGAAUAUAAUUAGUAAGCAAGUCAAAGGGGGUAAAGAGGGUAAAACAUCCAAGUUAUAAAAAGAAGAUAGAUGCAUCUUGCUCUUGCAGGGGUAUGGAUGUUGAGCUCAGUGAAAUGGUACUGUUCAUGGUGGUUAGGUGAAGGGGUUAUUUAUACCCCAAGGCCCAAGGAAACGUGCUUGGCAGUGAAGGGGUUAUAGUGCUUGUUAGCAAUCACCCUUCCUCUACCUUUCAUGAUCUUUCACCAUCAGUAACCAGGUCAAGUGUUUCCUGCAAGGGAGAGACAGGAAAUGGUACCACAUCAAGGCUGAAGCAAUUAGGAAUGGAGUUCACUGUAUGGGUUUUUAAGCAUGCAGAAAUUGAUCAGCUCAAACGUAUGGGUCCCGUGAUACUUAGUGGUGUUCUGAAGUCCCUGGAUGGUUAUACAGCUUCCGAAUCAGAUACAAUUGCACGGGAGACCAAAACAUUUGCUUUCCAAGCAAUUGGAUUGCUUGCGAAGCGCCUGCCGGAACUUUUCAGAGAUAAAAUUGACAUGGCUGCUCGGCUUUUUAAUGCCCUGAAAUUAGAGUCUCCAUCAAUUCGUCUAAUUGUUCAAGAAGCAACCAACUCUCUUGCUGUUGCAUAUAAAGAUGCACCAAUAACAGUAUUAAAUGAUUUAGAGUUGCUUCUGCUGGAAAAUUCUCAAGUGGAACAAGGUGAAGUACGCUUUUGUGCGCUGAGAUGGGCAACAACCUUAUUUGACUCGCAACAUUGCCCAAGCAGAUUUAUCUGUAUGCUUGGUGCUGCAGACACUAAACUGGAUAUAAGGGAGAUGGCAUUGGAAGGUCUCUUUCUUGGUAAAGAUCAAGGAAGAUCUGGUGAAAACCUAAAUCUCAAGUACCCUAAACUGACAGAUAUGCUAGAGUAUAUUCUUAGACGACAGCCUCAGUUGCUAGAAUCCAGUGACAUAAGGGAAGAACGACUUCUUUUCCCGUCGCAGACUUAUGUAGCUAUAAUCAGGUUUUUGUUACAGUGCUUUGAGGCGGAUGUGAAUCAAAAGAUUGCAACAGAAAGAACCCCUGAGUUUUGGUCUUCUCUAGGGAACAUGUGUUUGCUGUUAGAGCAUGCAAUGGCGUAUGAGGGUUCUGUUGAGUUGCAUGCUACUGCCUCUAAGGCUUUAAUCAAAAUAGGAUCUCACUUUCCCGAGAUGUUAGGAUCUCGCUAUGCUGUUAAAGUACCGUGGUUGAAACAAUUACUAGGCCAUGUUGACUUUGACACACGGGAAUGUGCAGCUCGCUUACUUGGAAUUGCUUCUUGUGCUCUUCCUAUAUCUGCUGCCUCUGAUCUUAUUCAUGAACUGAUUUCAUCCAUCAAAGGUUUGGUAAAGUCAAGGUUUGAAAUUCAGCAUGGAAUGAUAUGUGCUCUUGGAUAUGUCAAUGCAAACUGUUUGUCGAGAACUCCUACUAUCACAGAUUCAUUGCUCCAGAGUACACUGAAAUGUCUAGUUGAUGUAGUCAACUCUGAUAGUGCUACAUUAGCUUCUGUUGCAAUGCAAGGGUUAGGUCAUGUUGGGCUGUCUGCCCCACUACCAAAAUUGGUUCAUGACUCUUCCACAGAUGAUGUUUUGACGUUCUUGCGUGAAAAGUUGAAGAAGAUCCUCUCUAGUGAUGAUACCAAAUCAAUUCAAAGAAUUGUUCUAUCUUUGGGGCAUAUGUGUGUGAAGGAAUCAUCUUCUUCCAUUAUUAGUGAUGCUCUUGACUUGAUCUUUAGUCUUGGUCGGUCUAAGGUUGAGGAUGUCCUCUUUGCUGCUGGUGAAGCUCUUUCAUUUUUAUGGGGGGGAGUUCCAGUGACUACUGCUAUGAUCCUGAAAACUGAUUACAGUUCACUCUCCAUGACUUCAAGUUAUUUAAUGGCAGAUAUAUCUUCAGCUGUGGCGGCAUCUAGCGUUAUAGGUCUUGAAGGAAAUGAGGAGUGUCAUGUAGUAGCUAGAGAUAUGAUUACUAAAAAGCUAUUUGAUGAUCUAUUGUACAGUACCAAAAAAGAAGAGCGAUGUAGUGGAACUGUCUGGUUGGUAUCACUGACAAUGUAUUGCGGUCAUCAUCCAUCAAUUCAGCAAUUACUUCCAGAUAUUCAGGAAGCGUUUUCACACCUAAUUGGUGAGCAGAAUGAACUCACCCAAGAAUUGGCAUCCCAAGGCUUGAGUAUUAUUUACGAACUUGGUGAUGCCUCGAUGAAGAAGAACUUGGUAAAUGCACUAGUUGGCACCCUGACUGGUUCAGGAAAGAGGAAAAGGGCGGUGAAGCUUGUUGAAGACACUGAAGUAUUUCAAGAGGGCUCCAUUGGGGGAAGUCUUAGUGGAGGGAAACUUAGUACUUACAAGGAGCUCUGCAGUCUGGCAAAUGAGAUGGGACAACCAGACCUGAUUUAUAAGUUCAUGGACUUGGCCAAUCAUCAAGCUUCCUUGAAUUCUAAGAGAGGUGCAGCUUUUGGGUUCUCAAAGAUAGCCAAGCUGGCAGGGGAUGCACUACAACCCUAUCUCCGUCAAUUGGUCCCGAGGCUUGUACGCUACCAGUAUGACCCUGACAAAAAUGUGCAGGAUGCGAUGGCACAUAUUUGGAAAUCACUUAUUGCAGACUCGAAAAAGACUAUUGAUGAGUACUUGGAUGUAAUCAUUGAAGAUAUGUUGGUACAAUGCGGGUCCAGGCUUUGGCGCUCACGCGAGGCUUCAUGUCUUGCUCUUGCAGAUUUAGUUCAAGGGCGUAAAUUUAAUCAGGUUGGCAAGCAUCUAAAGAACAUAUGGACAGCUGCAUUUCGUGCUAUGGAUGACAUAAAGGAGACUGUUCGAACUUCUGGGGAAAGACUAUGCCGCGCUGUUACCUCCUUAACAUUGAGGCUAUGUGACAUAUCUCUCACAGAAAUUUCUGAUGCGAGAAAGGCAAUGGAUAUUGUUUUGCCUUUGUUGCUGACUGAAGGAAUAAUGAGUAAAGUAGAUGAUAUUCGUAAGGCAUCAAUUACGGUCGUUACAAAGCUUGCAAAGGGUGCAGGCAUUGCAAUCCGUCCACAUUUAUCUGAAUUAGUUUGUUGCAUGCUUGAAAGUUUAUCAAGCCUUGAGGACCAAGGGCUGAAUUAUGUCGAGAUGCAUGCAGCAAAUGCUGGGAUACAAACAGAGAAGCUCGAAAACCUACGAAUCUCAAUUGCCAAGAGCUCUCCGCUGUGGGAAACUCUUGAUUUGUGCAUAGAGGUUGUUGACGACCAAUCUCUGGAGCAGUUGGUUCCUCGUCUUUCCCAGUUGGCUAGAUCUGGUGUUGGUCUAAAUACUAGGGUUGGUGUUGCUAGCUUUAUUAGUCUGUUAGUUCAAAAGGUUGGAAGCAGUAUUAAACCAUUCACGAGCAUGCUACUGAGGCUUCUGUUUCUAGUGGUCAAGGAAGAGAGAAGUGCUGCAUCGAAGCGUGCCUUUGCAAAUUCUUGUGCUUUUGUCAUAAAAUAUGCACCUCCCUCCCAGGUUCAAAAGCUUAUCGAAGAAACUGCUGCUUUGCAUACUGGUGAUAGAAAUUCACAGAUUGCAUGUGCGCUGCUAUUAAAAAGCUAUGCAUCGACAGCUGCUGAUAUCUUGAAUGGGUAUUAUGCAACAGUUGUUCCGGUUAUUUUUCUUUCAAGGUUUGAGGAUGACAAGAACGUCUCUAGUCUAUAUGAGGAAUUAUGGGAGGAAAAUAUGACCAGUGAACGUCUCACCCUUCAGUUGUAUGUAGGUGAAAUUGUUGCUCUAAUAACUGAAGGAAUUGCAUCAUCAUCUUGGGCUAGUAAAAGGAAGGCAGCCAAAGCAAUUGUAAAGCUUUGUGAAGUCUUGGAUGCAUCUGUAUUUUCAUAUCAUCAAGUGUUGCUCACUUCUCUUAUGAAUGAAAUCCCUGGUCGUAUAUGGGAGGGAAAGGAGGAUCUGUUGGAAGCGCUGUCUUCUCUUUGUACUUCCUGCCAUACCGCAAUUUCUGCUGCUGAUCCGUCCUGUGAAAGUGCCAUCUUGAGUGUUGUAACAUCCGCAUGCAGUAAGAAAGUCAAGAGGUUUCGUGAUGCAGGCUUUCAAUGUCUAGAUAAGGUUUUAAAAGCCUUCAAAAAUCCAGACUUCUUUAGUGUGGUCUUCCCGUUGUUGUUCGAAAUGUGCAAUUUGUCCUUCAACUCUAUAUCCAAACAAGUGUCUUCACCAAAUGAUGGUGACAAAGCAGAGGCAAAUCAGACAGACGAUUCUUCUGUUCCCCAUGACAAGAUUGUCGAUUGCAUUACAUCCUGUGUAGUUGUUGCACGAUUAAGUGACAUUCUCAAAUGGCAAAAGGACUUGCUACAUGUGUAUUUAAAUUCCCUAGCACCUGGUAUUCCUUGGAUAGUUAAAGUUUCAGUCUUCACGUCCAUUAAAGAGCUAUGUUCAAGGAUAAAUGAAGGGUUGAAAGACACGGAUAAAUCUAGCCAACAUGUUGAUACAUCAGCAUUGGCUAUAGAGCUAUUUUAUUCUGUGUCACCAAAAGUGAUUGAUUGUAUAAGCAUAGUAAAGAUUGCCCAGGUUCACAUUGCAGCUUCAGAGUGUCUUCAGGAACUGACGAAGCUAUAUAGAGACCUUCCGGAAGUACCCAUAGCUGAAGUAGGUUUUAAAAACGAGCUUCUUCAUCAAUGGGAAAUCGAAAAAAACGAGCAGGCCAAGUCAUUAAUGAAGAACUGCAUAGACAUUAUUGACAGUAUAGAACAUAAAAGUGUGUAGAAACCUGCAAAAGAUAUGGUUCCAUCUUUUCUGGCUUUUGUAAAUUUGUAUCAGGUUUUUGUUCUAUUGUUUCACAUCGGACGCUUGAACCAAAGUAGUUAUUCACCACAACUGGUUGAACCCUAAUUCGAAUCUAUCGGUGUUGCUACUUUUAACAUGGCUAAAAAGUUAGUUCCAUGAAGGAGUCCACUGGUUUAGACUUUUGAAUGGUUUA
Cynara cardunculus var. scolymus (artichoke) is the source of this 6398-nucleotide messenger RNA. RefSeq names its product proteasome adapter and scaffold protein ECM29. NCBI's taxonomy places the organism in Eukaryota, Viridiplantae, Streptophyta, Magnoliopsida, Asterales, Asteraceae. Gene Ontology annotation, molecular function: molecular adaptor activity. Gene Ontology annotation, biological process: proteasome assembly. The coding region runs from base 1784 to 6184 and encodes 1466 amino acids. The transcript is spliced from 27 exons. The record is from RefSeq and is a predicted model, not a curated record. Gene Ontology annotation, cellular component: nucleus; cytoplasm.